AUGGCCGAGUUCGACAUUCAGCAGCUCGUCCUGGUUUCGGAUGCGACCAACGAUGCCGAGAACCUGGAACAUCUGGGCCCCACCAUGAAAGAGGUCUACCGCAACAACAAAAUGAAGCCUUUCCUCGACCAGCUCAGCGCGUUCAUUCGCCGCAAGGAGAUGGAGAUCGAAAAGAUGUGCAACUCCAACUACCAGGAAUUUGUACAGUCUGUCGACCGACUUCUCAAGGUCAGGCAGGGCACCGUCGACCUCAAGGACAAGAUCCAUACCCUCAAUUCGGACGUACAGCGUGCAGGAACAGAGCUGACGGCCAAGAAACGCGAGUUGAUAGAGUCAAAAAAGAUACUCGAAAAUAUUGCGACAGCGACCGAAACGCUACGUAGAUGUAUCAACUUUUUGGAUCUCGCCAACAGGGUCAACGUACAGGUUGAGAACAGGAAAUACUAUUCUGCAUUGCGAAUUGUAGACGAGAUUCAGGUCGUCCACCUUCGCAGUGUAAUCCAGUUCGAGUUUGCAAGACACAUGCAGGAUUGUAUCCCUAUUUUGCAGUAUGCAAUCAAGGAUGCUGUUACGACAGAGAUGAAAGAGUGGCUCUUCAGCAUCCGUUCAAGUCAAAAGACAAUGGGAAAACUCGCUAUGGACAGAAUGGCAGCUCGACAGCAACGGUGGCGCGAAAGAUCCAGUAAAGGAUUACGCCUCAAAACAACACACAAUGUCAACUCGGCAGUAGAGGAAGCUGUUAACGAGGAAAAUGAAGUGGAUAUUCUGGAGACUGCUCAAGUCGAGCUGGACUUCAAACCCUUAUACCAAUGUCUGCAUGUCUAUGAUGAACUUGGCCAGCGCGCGGGACUCAGAGCCAGCUAUGCUGAGGACAGACGGGCCCAAGCAAAGUUGACGCUCUCUUCCAUUACCUCUUCCUUCAAUCUCAAGGACCGAAACACAGACAAUUUUGAAUCGUUAUUGCAGGAUAUCGUCGGAUUCUUUAUUGUGGAGCACAUCAUUCUGUAUUCCACAACAAACUUUCGAACACAGAGUCAGCUGGAUGAACUUUGCGAGUUAGUGACGAAUCUCUUGAUCAGAAUGCUUUCGGAGGGACUUACCAACUGUCAGGACCCAGACAUGUUUUUGAAUAUCAAGCUGCUUCUGAUGUUGUACAUCCAAACCAUGGAGUCCUACAAUUAUCCAGUGAGCAAACUGAACGACCUGCUCUUGACCCUGUUCCGCACUUAUGCCGACCAGUUGGAAAAUAAGUUCAGUGCCAACUUUCACAAGCUGGUUGACGAGGAUGACUACACGCCUAUGCUUGUCGAAAAUCAGGACGAGUACAAUCUGCUGCAGAUGUCGUUCCGCUUCAAGGAAGACCGACAAUCAUCACGGCAAGGAUUCCCAAGAACAUUGCCCUUCUCCAAGGUCGUUCCUUACUGCUGCGAGGACAUCCGGCAGUUUGUCGGCCAGUUCUAUCGCUUUGUGGAAGGUUUCAAUCAAGAGCAAAACGAGAUGGACGAUCUUGUCAAGGAUAGCCUGGAUACGUUGUUGAUCCAGCACGUUCAUUCCGUCUGGCUAAAGAAAUUGGAGUCCAGGAACCUUUCUCAGAUCGCUCAGAUCAUCAUCAACCUGGAGUACUUUCAGGGUGCCUGCAGUGAUUUUGAGCAAUUACUAACGGAGAUGAGAUCCACAUCCGACUCUAGCAGGAUUUCCCUUCAGGCGACAGCGCUGUUCAGAGAAACAAGGAAGAGUGCGGAGAAACGUAUCUCGGAGUUGGUGAAUUCCAAGAUUGACGACAUUUUAGAGCUGGCUGAAUACGACUGGCACCCGUCGAGUAUCGAGGAUCUCCAUAGCACAUACAUUCAAGAAUUAGUUUCGUUCCUCUCUAUUGUCAUGAGCGCCACUUUGCAGAAUCUCCCGGAUACAAUCAGGACUUUCGUGUACUACGAUGCCCUGGAACAUCUUGCAUCGCAGCUGCAUGGUAUCUUAACGGAUCCAAAUGUAAAGCACAUCAACCAGAACUUUGUCGCCAUCUUUGACAAGGACAUUCGAUACCUGGAGGAUUUCGUAGAGACCCUGGACAACCCUAAUGUCGCCCAGACGUUCCUCCCUCUACGACAGCUCAUCAGUCUGCUACUGUCAGAGAAUACGGAGGAAUACAUGGACCCAGCUAUUCGAAACCGAAACUAUGCCCAAGUCAAGGCUGACGAUGUCACAAGGAUGCUGGAGAAGUAA
Molecule: messenger RNA, 2220 nt
Organism: Gamsiella multidivaricata
Lineage: Eukaryota; Fungi; Mortierellomycota; Mortierellomycetes; Mortierellales; Mortierellaceae
Product: exocyst complex subunit Sec15-like-domain-containing protein
Exons: 14
Coding region: 1-2220 (739 amino acids)
Biological process (GO): intracellular protein transport; exocytosis; Golgi to plasma membrane transport
Cellular component (GO): membrane; exocyst
Source: RefSeq, a predicted model, not a curated record